Aspergillus pseudotamarii is the source of this 348-nucleotide messenger RNA. RefSeq lists its product as uncharacterized. The record is from RefSeq and is a predicted model, not a curated record. The transcript has a single exon. Bases 1 to 348 code for a protein of 115 amino acids. Lineage: Eukaryota; Fungi; Ascomycota; Eurotiomycetes; Eurotiales; Aspergillaceae.
AUGCCACCCAUCACCAAAAUAUGGCUCAGCACACUGAAAAACAAAGAUGGCAUUGACUCGGGCGAGUUCACUGACCUGCUCUCACAGAUCCUCACCCACUGCUCCUCUUACACUAACCCCGACUCCAAUCCCGAAUUAUCGCCCAUGCAGGCCUUCUUUUGGAAUGUCGAGAAUCCAGACAACCUCCUAAUGAUAACGGGAUAUCCCUCGCAGGAUAUGAACAAUGAAGCAGAUCGGACUUAUGCAGAAGCCUUCCUACAGACCGCUUGGAACUGCGUGCUCGUGAGUAACGACGCUUGUGGUUGCUUGCCAAGGAUGGGUGUGGUUGUUGAAGCAGUCCUUGAAUAG